UGAGACAGGUUUUCUCUGUGUAGCGUGGUUGUCCUCGAACUUGCUCUAUAGAUCCAGCUGGCCUCCAACUCAGAGAUCUACCUGCUUCUGCCUCCCAAGUGCCAGGGUUGAAGGUGUGUGUGCACCACCACUGCCCAGCUUCACUCUCUCCUUUUUAUUCAGCCUAGGCCCCCAGCUUCACGUCAUCCACGUUCAGGAUGGGCCUUCCUAAUCUAGAUGACCUCUCACGGAGGCUUGCUGGUUGAAGAUCUUGUCAAACUGACAGUCGAGAUUAACCAUUAACCGUCGCAGGAGACAGAAAAAGGCAUGAAUGUGUGUGUGUGUGUGUGUGUGUGUGUGUGUGUGUGUGUGUGUGUGUGUGUGUGCAAAUGAAUGGGGACUGGUGUGUCCCCGGCCGGGUCACCUCAUUGUGCCCUCUUCACCUCUCGCCUUGUCUUGACCCCUAGACCAGCCACGUUCCUGAUGGAGGUCGGCGUGUGGGCUGCCCUAGGACUCUCCCUCACAGGCAUGUCUGGCCUCAGCCUGGUCUCCCCUGCCUGGUUCCAGAGCCCUUCCUUCUCCUAUGGUGUCUUUACGUACUGCUCCUGGCCACAGGGUGACCGCUGGAACCAGAGCUGUGUGACCUUUGGGUCCCCGAAGGACAUGCCUGGCUUGGCCUGGAAGGUCUCGGCUGCAAUGCUCCUGGGAGGCUGGGUCCUGCUGGCCAUUAGCGCUCUUCUCCUUCUGGCCUGGGCACUGGCCCCGAGAAGGUUGUAUCCCGGGAGGGGCCCUGGUCCAACACCCAUGGUGCAGGCAGCAGCAGCGGCCUCCACCCUUGUAGGUCUGCUGGUUUUUCCAGCCACUCUGGCUUCCCCGUUAGCCAAAGAAGUCUGUGAAGGCUCCUGCACAUACUACAGCGGAACAUGCCAGCUGAGCUGGGGCUACGCCACUGCCAUCUUUAACGCGGUCCUGACCAGCCUGCUUGUUGUCAUCAGAUGGCCUCAAACGACUGCGAUCCAGAGGACAACCAACCCCUCCUCUAGUGACACUCGGGGAAUCACUCUCAUGUCAGAAUAAGCAAAGGAGCAUCACUCAGGAAAAGCAAAAGACAAACAAGAACAAUCUACUCUAUAGUUGUAUGAAAUUGCUCCAUACUCAGGUUCAAAUCCCACCUCCUCUGCUUCUAUGCUGUGUGACCUCAGGCAAAUCGCUUUCCCUUUCUGGACUCAUUUAUUCUUUGGUAAAUUGGAGGUUGGCCUACUUAGUGGAGUUGUUAUGAAGGACUUUGAUUUGCCACAGGUAAAUCACCUCUUCGUGGGCGAAUUCUUGUUUUCUCUCGUCCCUUAUAAUCCCUCCUCUCUUGCGGAGCUUGAGCAUCUUUAUUUCCCAGGAGCUGUUUAGUGAAUCUGUUGUGUGCAAGGUGCUGACUCCUGCUGGGUGCGGCUCAGAACCCAUCCCACCUUCCACAUAAGUAGAACACUGAUGAGGAAACCCUACUGUUUCUGGGGGCUCAGAGGCCUUCCAUUUGUUUCUGAUGUCUGCCUGCCUGUCUGUCUCUAGACUUUUUUUAAAAAAUGAUUUAUUUAUUUAUUAUGUAUACAGUGUUCUGCCUGCAUGUGUCCCUGCAGGCCAGAAGAGGGCGCCAGAUCUCAUUACAGAUGGUUGUGAGCCACCAUGUGGUUGCUGGGAAUUGAACUCGGGACCUCUGGAAGAACAGCCAGUGCUCCUAACCUCUGAGCUAUCUCUCCAGCCCUGUCUCUAGACUUCUUGUCUGUGAUGUUUUAUGUUGAUUGUCCAGUUGACAGGACCAGGAAUCACCUCAGGAAGCAACCUCGGGCAUGCCAGGGAGAGACUUUCAUAAUGAGGUUGACUGGGCUGGGAAGAUGCACUUGAACGUGCAGCACCAUCCCGGGGGCUGGGCUCCCGAACUGCACAAAAGUGAGAAGGUGAAUUGAGCACCAGCAUUCAUCUCCCUCCACUUCCUGACUGUGCGUGCAGAGUGACCAGCUGCCUCUCACUCUGGCCGCCAUACCUCCCCUGCCAUGAUGGGAAUCGUGGACUAGAAUAAACCUGUUGUAGAAUAUUAUUUUAAGAUGUGUUAUUUUGUUUAUGUUGCAUUUGUUUAGCUCUGUGAAGCUGUGUUACUGUGCCUGUCUAAAACACCUGAUGGUCUAAUAAAGAGCUGAACAGCCAAUAGCAAGGCAGGAGAAAGGAUAAGUGGGGCUGGCAGGCAGAGAGAAUACAUAGAAGGAGAAAUCUGGGGGAAAAAAAAAGAAGUAGCCAGAGAAGGAGGAGGACAUCAGAGGCCAGCCACCCAGCUGUACAGCAAGCCACAGAGGAAGAAAUAACAAAAGGUAUACAGAAAUAAAGAAAGGUAAAAGCCCAAAGGCAAAAGCUAGAUGGGAUUAAUUUAAAGUUAAGAAAAGCUGGCAAGAAAUAAGCCAAGCUAAGACCAGACAUUUAUAGUUAAGACUAAACCUCCAUGUGUAUAUUUAUUUGGGAGCUGGGUGAUGCCCCCCCUCAAAGAGCAAAACCAAUCAACAACUAAACCCCCUGAGACCACUAAUCUGUCAUCCACUUGACAGGCUCUAGAAUCACCUGGAAGACAGACAUCUGGACAGGCCUGUGGGGGACUGCCUUGUCUGCAGGAAAUGAGGAGGGACCAGCUGCCCACACUGGUUGGCACCACUCCCUGGGUUGGGAUCCUGGAGUGUAUAAAAAGGAGAGAGGGACCGAGCACCAGCACUCUUUGCUCUCUUUUCUUCACUGGGGAUAUGCUGUGAGCCUUAGUUUUCAGGUCAGCCGUCCACAAGCCCUGCUGGGAUGAUCUUUGCAGAUGGACACAGCUGGCCUGACAAAGAUGGGGGCGGAUGGCUUGGAGGGUCAUCCUGUUCCACAGCCGUAGAGCUGGGAUCCGAAGUCUCCAGAGGGUAGACGGACAGACGAUCCCAGUUCAGUUGACAUUGUGAGAAAGUCACCCCUAUUUCCAUUCCUCCUUCACAGCUUGGAACACGAUCCUCAUUGGGCUGUGGUGUAUCUUCAGUGCUUCUCACAUCUCUCUCUCUCUCUCUCUCUCUCUCUCUCUCUCUCUCUCUCUCUCUCUCUCUCUGUGUGUGUGUGUGUGUGUGUGUGUGUGUGUGUGUGUGUGUGUGUGUUCUAGUGUGGAGCACAAACGUGUGAGGCCAGAGGUCAGCCUGGAGUGCUGUUCCUUGGGUACCAUCUGUCAGGUCCGAAGGAAACUCCAAGUCCCUGAACUCCAAAGGGCAGUCCAAAUAUCCAGAGAUGAGCUCACCCGGGGCUGCAGGAGGCUUCCUGGUGUUUAGAUCAAAGCCAGAAUUCCUCAGGGACCUGUGAAGCUGGUUCAGCUUUACCAAAAUAAGUCAUUUCUCUUACCUCUGACAAAAAGGACGUAUGGCUCUCCAGUUAGUGUAUUACUAACCAUGGCGCCUAUCAGCAUAAUCAAGGUCUGUGCCAGCCUCCAGGCUCCCUCAGUCCACACUCACAAGCACUUGUUAUAUAUCUCAAAGCUCCGACAACCGUCUCCUGGCCCUCCCCUCCCCUAGCAACUCACCCUUCUUGUAGCAUAGCUAUUCUAACUACCCACUAUGUUCCUGCUAAUCUCACUGUAUUUUCUCUGUCCUCUAUCCCCUGCUAUGUCCCCGUCUCUUGCAGACAGCCCCAGCCAUGUCCAGUCGGUUGGCUAUGUUCAGGCUACUUCUUCCUCUGCUCUGGACCCUUCCUGAUGCCUCCGACUGAUCCCAUACCAUGGAGUGGUCGCGUAGUCCGUUUACACACCAUCCACCUGUUUUGAGACAGUGAAUCUCAAUGGCAGGACUGGUUGGCCAGGGAGCCACUGGAUUCCUCCAUCUCCCAUUUCUCCGGCACUGGCAUUCCAGAUGUGUAGAGCCACACCUAGCUUUUUUAUGUGGGUCCUGGAGACCAAACUCAGGUCCUUCGGUUAUUAAGCAUUUUGCCCACUAAGCCUCCCACACUGGACUCUCUUCCUCAAUGUCCUAGUUUGAAUCUUAAGUGCUGCCAGCUUAGUGUGAGGAGGAGGUGAUGGACCCUUAAAGAGAUAGGGCUGAGAGGGAGGUAUUUAGAUCACUGCGUGGGGGGGGGGGGCGUGUCCUUGAGGGUAACUGUGGGAGCCAGUCCUGUGGCUUUGCUUUACGAAGGAAGGGGCAGAGGGCUCUGGGCUCAAAGCCUCUGCUGAGAGAGAGUAUUUCCAAUAAUCAUUCUCACAGUUUUCUGCUGCCUGUGCCAAAAGUUCUGGCUUCCUCUCUGUGGUUUUAAAAGUGAGUUGGUGUAAGGACACUGUGCCUCGGGAGGUGAGCAGAAUCACGCCCAGUGAGGGACUUGGACAUGAGGCAUGACGACGUAGGUUCGGGGUCGGGGAGAACCUCCUUGGUCAUCGGACUGGAGAAAAGAGUGUCUGCCAAGGUCAGAAAUGGACAGCACCCCCUCCCGCUGCCCUGCUUUGGCCAUCCCUCCUUUUACUGGGGCCUCCCCUGGGAGAGGAGGCGGAGGGGGAGGGAAGGUGACUGGUCCCACCAUGCUGACAUGAGAAGGUGAGGGCCUCCCAGAUGAGAGAGUGCCUGCCUAUAAUCACAGCACUUAGGGGGAAUCGGAAGUUCAAACCCAGCCUCAGCCAGCCUCUGCUGGAAAGGAAGGCCAAGACUAGCCUGGGCUACAUGAAACCCUGUCCACCCCCCCCCCACACACACACCCCACAAAUGCUGGACGUGGUGGCACACACCGUUAAUCCCAGCACCUGGGAAGCAAAGGCAAAGGAAUCUCUUGUGUUC
Messenger RNA from Peromyscus californicus insignis, 4784 nucleotides. It is a transcript of the gene Lhfpl7, whose product is annotated as LHFPL tetraspan subfamily member 7. The transcript is spliced from 3 exons. The coding region runs from base 373 to 1056 and encodes 227 amino acids. Gene Ontology annotation, cellular component: membrane. The record is from RefSeq and is a predicted model, not a curated record. Lineage: Eukaryota; Metazoa; Chordata; Mammalia; Rodentia; Cricetidae.